AAUAUCUCCUAACGCGCCGGGACCCUACCCCUUGGGUGGUGUGGAAACUUGGGUCACGUUGCAACAAGGACAAACGCACGUGUGGUGGGGGGUACGCUGCGCUUGCAUAUAAGCGACUGCUGCGAAUGUAUCCAGCAUUGUGCAAUCAUGUACAGUUGCAGGCACCUUGUGUUGGCGUUUUCCGUGGGAGUUAUGACUGUGUCUACGGCCUUGAUAGCGAUUCUCUGCAGAGCACGCCUGCCUCCCGGAGUCGGCUACACUCGCUUGAUGCUGAUACUGGUGGGCCUUCUUGUCGUUGCAGCACCCCUCGUUGCUGGUGACGACGACGGACCGCCUCCGCGGAAAGCCCCUCGAUUGGUGGGCAACGACGAUGACCUCCGGCCCGAUCCCCACCCCGAGGUCCAGGACUCCCCAUUAUCGCCUGACCCUGAUGACAGUGUGGAGGUACGUGUGCGCUUGUGUUGGUUUUGUGUUUGUAUGCGUGUUUGUUUGCGUUACGGGCUGAAUUGUUUUUUCUUUCCAGGAGUAUGACUCGGAUGCCACCGUGGAGAACCUGAUACCCGGUGUAAGUACAAUUGGCUUCCUUGUUUUGUCCGUCUCGUGUUUUUUGCUAUUUUCCUACGGUUUGUUUUUUUUGCAGUCUCCUGACCCAUGGGCUUUUGGACCGAGGCCAAGGCAGAGGCCUCUCAAUGACACAGCGGUUGAGGACCUUCUGCUGGGACCCUGGGAAGUGUUGGAGGCUGCCAUCACGGGUAUGCCUCUACCACCGUCUCCAUCACCGCCCCGGGCCGCAGCCCGCAGGCUCCCUCUCCAGACGAUGCCGCUUCCUCAGCCGCGGCGACUUCCGAGGAUAAGUAUCGCCCCGGCCCAGGCCCCCUCGACGUCCCGGUCCUCUGGUGGGUCCAAUGUAGCGACCGUCGCCCCGACCCUCUCGACGUCCCGGUCCUCUGCUGGGCCCAAUGUCGACUCGACCCAACCCUCUACCUCAACGGGUCGAACCGGCGCUUGUAGAAGGCCUCCUACAGCUGCAUCAGGAGUAGAUGUGGCACGGCAGAGGUUACGGGAACUGGUGCUGGACCAUUUCCUUCAAGUAUUUGUUUCGCCGGCGCACGCUCCCGUGGCGUGCACUGUGGGGGCGUUGGUUGCGAUGUCCACCCUGAGGGCCGAGCUCAGGGAUAUGCUCUGGCUCGUCGACCAUCUUCUCGACGAGACGCCCCGUGACCAGAGUCUCGUGAUAGCGUACGCGCUUUGGAGGGAAGUGCGCUCGUCGUUGGAGGGUCUCUGCUCAUCGGCAUCGGCGAGAGCAUGGAGUCGGCGGCCUCGAGGGAUCCCUACGACAUCGACCCUGAGGAACCGGAACCGUCGCCCCCGGCUAGGCACGUUCGCUGCUGUGUCUGUAUGGACAGAUUGCCGACGGUAG
This is a messenger RNA of Homalodisca vitripennis (glassy-winged sharpshooter), 1420 nucleotides long. RefSeq lists its product as uncharacterized. Bases 755 to 1420 code for a protein of 221 amino acids. Lineage: Eukaryota; Metazoa; Arthropoda; Insecta; Hemiptera; Cicadellidae. The record is from RefSeq and is a predicted model, not a curated record. The transcript is spliced from 3 exons.